Messenger RNA from Tricharina praecox, 1541 nucleotides. Its product is annotated as S-adenosyl-L-methionine-dependent methyltransferase. The transcript has 6 exons. Bases 186 to 1541 code for a protein of 451 amino acids. Lineage: Eukaryota; Fungi; Ascomycota; Pezizomycetes; Pezizales; Pyronemataceae. Gene Ontology annotation, cellular component: nucleolus. Gene Ontology annotation, molecular function: rRNA (guanine) methyltransferase activity. The record is from RefSeq and is a predicted model, not a curated record. Gene Ontology annotation, biological process: rRNA (guanine-N7)-methylation.
CUUCCAACUCCGCAGCGGAAUUUGUUUGGAUACAAAAAGGCUCGAAAACGUCCUGUGUUCCCACGCUCAUCAUCAAACAUACGAAUAACAGCUUCCCCCUCUCCAUAUAUCUGUAACUUUUCUCCCUUCUCCACCAACCCACCGCAAACAACACUACCAAACAACACAAACAAACACCAUUCACCAUGUCUACCACUCCCAACCCCAAGAUCAACAUCCCCCGCGCCGACAUCCCCAAGGCUGUUCCCCCCAAGAGCAGAGUUCCUUUGAUGCUCGGUGUCGCCGGUGCCGGAGCACUCGGAUACUACUUCUACAGUGCUGGCGGAGACCCAAAUGUCGCCAAGAAGACCGCUCAGCACGACGCAUCUCGUGCUUCCGUAUCAGUCCGUGACGAGCUUCCUGGCCGAGAGAAGGAGUACAAGAAGGCUGUCGAGGAGAAGAUGGCUCGUGUUGGCAGCACUGUAGACCACACCGUCCAGGAGGGCAAGCAGCGUAUCCAGGCCGGCGUCCAGCAGCUGGAUGAGUCGAAGGAGAGGGCCAAGCACACGGUUCUCAGCAAGAUCGACGAGGCGGACCGCCAUUACCCCAUACCACAGACGUACCAUAAGUGGCACACCUCCACAAAUUUCGAUCUCACAACCGUCUCCGUGCACAUCAAGAACUCGCACCGCUAUCGAGCGUACCGCCCCACCUCCACCCGCCCAACACCGCGCACAACCCUCACCAUGUCGCGCCCUGAAGACAUCCUCCCGCCGGACCUAUUCUACUCCGACGUCGAAGCGGCGAAAUACACGACGAGCAGCCGAAUCCAAUCGAUCCAAGCGUCGAUGACGACUCGAUGCCUCGAGCUUCUCGCGCUGCCCACGUCCUCCCUCGUCCUCGACAUCGGCUGCGGCUCCGGCCUCAGCGGCGAGAUCGUGUCGGCGCACGGGCACACAUGGAUCGGCAUGGACAUAUCGGCCAGCAUGCUCGCGAUCGCGCUGGACCGGGACACGACCGGCGACCUGCUGCUGGCGGAUAUGGGACAGGGCAUACCGUUCCGCGCGGGGACGUUCGAUGCCGCGGUCUCCGUCUCCGCUAUUCAGUGGCUGUGCAACGCUGAGUCGUCGGAUGUCUCCGCCACAGGAAGGCUGUCGCGCUUCUUUGAUGGGCUGUAUGCGUCCCUACGCCGCGGCGGGAAGGCCGUCCUCCAGUUUUAUCCGAAGAAUGAUGUCCAGCGCGGAAUGAUCACUGGUGCCGCGGUCAAGGCGGGCUUCGGCGCGGGUCUCCUAGAGGAUGAUCCCGAGACGAAGAAUAGGAAGGUUUAUCUUGUUCUGACCGUGGGCAGUGGCGGUGAGCUGAGUGGUAGGGAUAUCACGGAUGCGGUGAAGGAUAUGGAGGGCGUUGAGGUGGUGGACGAGAGGGGCCGGCAUACAACGAAAAAGAGAGGGGAGACGACAAAGGAGUGGAUCAUGAGGAAGAAGGAUCGGGAUCGGAAGAAGGGCAAGGUUGUCAAGAAGGACAGCAAGUACACAGGACGGAAGAGGAGGAUUGCUUUCUGA